Messenger RNA from Siniperca chuatsi (mandarin fish), 2354 nucleotides. It is a transcript of the gene chm, whose product is annotated as CHM Rab escort protein. Gene Ontology annotation, biological process: small GTPase-mediated signal transduction; intracellular protein transport; protein geranylgeranylation. The record is from RefSeq and is a predicted model, not a curated record. Bases 99 to 2354 code for a protein of 751 amino acids. Gene Ontology annotation, molecular function: GDP-dissociation inhibitor activity. Lineage: Eukaryota; Metazoa; Chordata; Actinopteri; Centrarchiformes; Sinipercidae. The transcript has 20 exons. Gene Ontology annotation, cellular component: cytosol; Rab-protein geranylgeranyltransferase complex; nucleus.
AAAUGUAUGUAUAUGUGAUGCAUUAUGAUUGAUUGAUCAGUGAUUGUGAGAGGAGGAAAACGGUCCCUGUCACGUGACUCUGUCUCCCUGCUAACAACAUGGCUGCCGAGGAUCUGCCGUCUGAAUUUGACGUCGUCAUUCUGGGCACAGGUCUUGCUGAGUCGGUGGUGGCAGCCGCCUUCUCCAGAGUGGGACAGAGAGUUCUUCACGUCGACAGGAGGAGUUAUUACGCAGCCAACUGGGCCAGCUUCACCUUCACCGGCCUGCUCACCUGGAUACAACAGCACCAUGAGGAGUCUCAGCCAGAGGAGGUUCAGGAUUGGUCGAGCCUUUUGGAGGAAGGGGAGGAGCUGAUCUACCUGUCAAACGCAGACUCCGCCUCCAUCAGUAACGUGCAGGUGUUCUGCUUCACCAGCGAGGAAGAUGAGGAGGAGGAAGCUCAGAGCGCCGAUCCUCCAAACACCACAGAAGAAGAAGCAGCGGGAGCUGAUGAAGACGCUGCGAAAGAGACUUCGGAGACAGAAUCUGCAGAUUCAAAAGAAGAAGAAGCGAAGGCGAGAGCGGAGCAGACGGCAGACGGAGAGGCGGGGCGGCAGGCCUCCCAGACAGAGGGGGAGGAGCCAGAGGCAGAUCAGCCAACCCCCUCUGCUGCUCAGAGCCAAUCAGAGCCGACCAAGAAGAAGAUCAGCUACGCUCAGCUGGUGAAGGAGGGACGCCGGUUCAACGUCGACCUGGUCUCCAAGCUCAUGUAUUCUCGCGGCUCAUUGGUCGAUCUGCUCAUCAAAUCAAACGUCAGUCGCUAUGCAGAGUUCAAGAACGUCACCAGGAUUCUCACCUAUCGUCACGGAAAGGUGGAACAGGUGCCCUGCAGCAGAGCGGAUGUGUUUGCAAGUCGUCAGCUGUCUGUCGUAGAAAAGAGGAAGUUGAUGCGUUUCCUCACUUCCUGUGUGGAGGAGACGGAGGAGCAGCUGGCCUACAGCGGUCGGCCAUAUUUGGAGUUCCUGUGCGACCAGCAGCUUGGUGACAACCUGCAGCACUUCCUGCUUCACUCCAUUGCCAUGGUAACAGAAGACACGCCCACAGAGGAGGGCCUCGCCUCCACGCGUCACUUUCUGCGCUGCCUGGGUCGCUACGGCAACACGCCCUUCCUGUUUCCUGUCUACGGCCUCGGAGAGAUACCCCAGUGCUUCUGUAGGAUGUGUGCUGUGUUUGGAGGACUGUCUGAGAACUCUCACUUCCUGUGGUACCUACAGUGCAGAGACAAACCAACACUAACUGACCCAGACUGGGACAGACCCCAGACCCGGUCCAGACUGGGACAGACCCCAGACCCGGUCCAGACUGGGACAAAUUCAUUAGUUAGUCUAAUCAGUGACAUCAUGUCUCCUCCCCCUUCAUUCAGGUGUAAGGCGGUGAUUGACAGCCGAGGACAGCGAAUCACCUGCAGCCAUUUUGUGGUGGAGGACAGCUACGUCGGGGCGGACCGGAAGAGGGUGGCCACACCCACCAGGUUUCUCUCCAGAGCUGUUUUGAUAACUGACGGCUCCAUUCUGCCCAGUAACUCAGACCAGCAGGUCUCCAUGGUAACGGUUCCUCCAGUAGCAGCAGGAUGUCCGGCGGUGAAGAUGGUGGAGCUGUGUCCGUCCACGAUGACCUGCAUGCCGGGAACAUAUUUGGUCCACCUCACCUGUCAGUCAGUCGGCUCCGCCUACGAGGACCUGUCGCCGGUGGUUACCAGGAUGUUCCGCACGCCAGAGUCACGUGACCAAGAGGACUGUCCGUCUGUCCUCUGGUGUCUGUACUUCAACAUGGCCGACGGUUCGGGGCUGGAGGUCGAAGGUCACGACCUCCCGUCUAACGUGUACAUGUGCUCUGGACCGGAUGGAGGUCUGGGACACGAACACGCCAUCAGACAGGCCGAGUCCAUCUUCCAGAAGGUUCUUCCUGAGGAGGACUUCUGUCCUCCUGCUCCGAACCCCGAAGACAUCAUCUACGACGGAGACAACACCUCGUCCUCCGCAGCAGAGGAGGAGAAACAGGAGGAGCAGGAUGGAGCAGCAGAGGAGGAGAAACAGGAGGAUGGAGCAGCAGAGGAGAAGCAGGAUGGAGCAGCAGAGGAGGAGAGCCGCCGGUCAGGCUCAGCGUGUCGCUGCCUCCUGCUGGCCGACAGCCCGAACUGCACCUGCGGCAGUGUUACUUCCAGAAAGUCCUCUUUCCAGACUGACGACAGAUCAGCUGAGCGUCAAAAUCUGCAGGAACGCCGACUCAUCCGAUGCAAGGCCACGUGGAUGAACCAGAACCAGAACCAGAACCAGAACCCCGCUGGACUGGAUCCUCGUCUCUACAGAAAGUGA